Molecule: messenger RNA, 3675 nt
Organism: Prorocentrum cordatum
Lineage: Eukaryota; Dinophyceae; Prorocentrales; Prorocentraceae
Source: the annotation of a GenBank genome assembly
AUGAAAUCUUCUGGCGGCUGCAGAGGCAAGGGCGGGAAGCUUGGCGCCAAGAGCAAGGGCAAGGACAACGUGCUGCUUGCUGCCAGGGACGAUGACAUCAUGAGCUCCAUGGGCGGCGGCAGCGCGAUGAACGUCAAGCCUGAGACGACGCCCGCCGCGAAGUCGCGCCGUGUGUCAGGAGCUUCGUCGGCAGCGGCAGCGGUGAUUUCUCCAGCAUCGGCGAAGACCCCGCAGAAGGCCAUCAUCGAUGCCAAGCCCUACUUGACGAACGCCGGCGUGGAGGCCUACACAGACGAGCUCCUCGAGGCCCCUCAUAAGCGUGGUCGUACUGAGUGCCCCAACACCCUGGCCAAAGCUGAUAACAACGACGAGUUCAAUUGCAAGGUGUGGGGUAAUUACAGCUUCGAGUGGAAGAAGGUCUACUUCCCAGCUGGGCCAGCGAGUUGGGAUUGCGGGCCUGUGUGCGACUCCUUUGCUUUCAUCGGGAACCCUGGGGCGGUGAUCGCCAAGUGCAACGAGGACCAGGCUUUUUCGGAGGUGUUCUGCUCAGCUUUGCGGUCUCGCCAGCACCGCGCGUUCUUCUUUCCCAGCGACGUUUACCGCAGCCAGUCGUUCUUCACCAGGGUGCUGAAGCGCAAGCGUGGGCUCACCGCGUCAGAAUUCGAGGACCAUUUCAAGCAGAGCCACGAGGUCGAGGGCUUCAAGUUAUCGCUGGUCGACAACCCCGACGACCCGACCAGCAAGAUGCAGGUGGUUCUGGUCAACGAUACCGAGCGGCUCGCCGACGACGUCGGCGUCAUCGUUGAGCACGGCGUCUCGCGCUCCACGACCGAGGACGGGUAUAGGCUGAUGGCGGACAACCAGUUGGUGGCGUCCCAGGGCAAGGGCUUCUUUGCCGAGAUGGUUCGCCCGAGUGGGCAGGAGGAUGCCCAGUACAAGCGAUGCCGCCUGCAGGACAUCAGCUACGACGCUUGCGUCCCCAGGCCCGUGCUUUCUCCCGCUGGCGAUGGCGAGCCGGCCGACGGCGCGGAAGCCGCCGAGGCUGGCGGUGAUUUGCCACUGUCCCAGGAGGAGCAGCAAGCUAAGCAGCCUGCCAAGUACGGCUACUGGACCAAGCUUACCAAGGGAAGGUGGGGCUUUGUGGCGACUGUGGCCUGUUGCAGAGCCGAUGACGAAGACAAUAAAGAUGACGAUGACGAUGCCGCUUCCACGGUGUCGGGUGGCGCUGGUGGUCAGCUCAAGUUUGGGGAGAACUUCGAGAGCAUGUUGCAGGAGAAGCUCAGGGCCACCAAUCUCACCACCAUCGCGAGUGGACUGAACAACCUUGGGCACAAGAGGGCGCGUCUGAAGGCCAGGAGAGACACGCUCAGCGGGUCAUCCAACCAGGUCGAGAUCGAUGCCGCGGGGCUCAUCACGAAGCGCCUCGCCUUGGCAGUGUACGCAGAGGACUUGUCGAAACCAGAGUUGCUGCACACGUUGCCUCCAGAUGUGUUCGAGACAAAGAUGACAGCGUUAGUUUCGACGGGCAUGGUGAUACCAGUUUCGCUUGCAGUCGAGAUCGGCAACCGCGCGGCAUCAGACGUGGGGGCAGAGAUCGCGAGCGGCUACUCGGAUGACAUCGUGGGGUUCUUCAAGAUCGUAUUGCCGACGGCGCUGGUGUCGGUUGAGGGCGAGGAGCAGCUGCAGUGUCCCGAGGGCGAGCUUGGCUUUGAUUGGCGGGACCCGUGCGGGUACCAGAUCCCUGGCGAUGCAGCGGCGAAGGUGGUCAGGUUUGAGAGCGCGACCUUCUCCUAUUUGUUGUGCCCGCUGCUGCGGAGCUGGUCCACGUCACGAACUACAGAGCAGUGCAUCGGCAUGUGUCAGAAGAUCGACCAAGUAUUGAUCAACUCAAUGGGGGAGGACGUCGAUGAGGCGAUUCAGUUGAGCGUGAACUCCGCGGUGGAGUGUUUGCGGGCAGCCCAGUACGUCAUGGACCCCGACCCGUUGAACUUCAAGUUCGCGGCCGACUUCGCCGCGCUGUCGGCGGCCGAGCCGCCGCCCUCCGACGGUCAGUGGAAGGGCCUGAGGUUCUACUUCAACGAGCGGAUGUGCGAGACGGCCGUCUUCGCCAACAACGUGGUGUCCAUCAAGAAGACCAAGGUGAAUUGGGCGAAACGGUUCUUGCUGGACUUGCGGCCUUCGGGCGGCAUGGGCGGCAUUCACGGGGAGAGUGGGCGGGUCGCCCAGGUGACCCACCCGCUCAGCGUGGACAAGAUCAGGUUUGCCACGAUGGUCCUUGAGGACCAGGCCGACCCGAUAGAAGUCAUGCCUAAGCUUGAGGAGCGCAUCAAGAACAUGGCAACGUUGAGGAAGAACUCGCGAGAGGGUGCCACCAAGGUGCUCGAGGUGAAGCUCAUGGCCUACCUGGAGGCGUUGGCUGUCAAGGUGAAAGUGAUCUCGGACGCUUGGAGGGCCAACACAGUGGAGCCUUCGGAGUUGCCCUCCCACAUCGAGGUGUUGAAAUCUGUGCAGCGGUUUUUGGGGAUCGCGCAGGACUGCGGUUGUUUCAGGCUUGCUCCGACCAUCACCAGUGCCAUCGAGUCUUGCAAAGAGAUCGGGCGUCUCAUGUGCGUCGAGGUGUCCAAAGCAGGAUUCGGCAGCAUCAUCAGUUCGAUACGGCCCGAAGAGUUGAUGAACCAAGAGUCCAGGGAUAGUUUCAUCGGAAAGGUUACCGAUAUCAUGCGCGUGGCAGAUCUAGAGAAUCCAUUCCCAGCGAACGUCCAGGAGGCAGCAGUCAAUCUCUUGCAGGGCGUGUACCAGAAGAUGAUCGACAAUGCAGAUAACCUUUCAGACGAUACGGUCGGCCUCGUCGGACACGUGAUGCAGCUAUUGCACCCGAGCUCUACCCAGAGGCGUGACUGGAGUGUUGCGCACCGCUUGCUGGGCACAAUCGUUGAGACGAAGACGGCCCAUCGCAAGUACAUCGCGUCUGGUGCUGACCUCGCAGCUCGGAUCGCCAACGGUGACCCCGACGGCAUGGUGUUGAAGCUCCUUUACAGCAGCCGCAAGGCGAUCGAGGCGCAGUUCAGGCAGCUCUCACCGUCCUUCCAGCAAGCAGACUUGAUCACGGACCUUCUGACGAUCACCGAGCAGACGAUCAAGGCCGAUGCCCUCGAGCGCUACCUCCUUGCGAAGGCCGCCGCCAACGCGGUGUGGACUAAGCCAUUCGACGACGGCGACGAGAACCAGAGGAGCCUUGAGACGGCACACGGCGGCACCUUCGACGGCUCGGAUUGGCAUGGCUUGCUUGUCGGCGAUAACACGUCCGCGGCCCUCCACAAGCAUGCGCAGAAGACGCUCCUCACGCUGAACCCAGCGAAAUUCAAUCAGCAGGCGAAUGAGUUCAAGGCGGCUUUCGACAAGGCCAAGACAGAACGGGAAGCUUUCGACACGAGCCCAGACACUGCGUGGGAAGCCGCGCUCGAGGUCAAGCUGAAGAAGGCGUUCACGACCAGUAAGGAAGCGACGAUCAUCGGCGUCAUGGCAUUGGUGAGGGACAAGAACAAGCUGCAGCAGAAAUGUCGCUCGGAGCGCAACUCAGGCAACAGCAGCAAGCCCAACAGCUACCAGGACGCGCACCCAUGGGUCAAGAAGCACGUCGAGGACGCCAUCAACUUGAUGCCCUUGCAGGGCUAG